AUGACGAUCAUAUGUAGUGAAACUGGAGUAGAAACAAAUUUCCUGGUAUGGUUGAAGUUUCAAGUUGCCAACCUUCAUGAAGAUGGAGAGCAGUAUGAGGAGUUGGCGCCGGGUGUUGUUGCAGCAUUGCAGCGCACUAUGACUCUUGUGGUGGACAGGCUGAACGAAGAGAAGGAGAGGGCACCGUGUUUGGGGGAGGGCGAAGGCCGUGUCAGAAUGUUGGGCUCGCAGCGGCGCAUCGCGCUGGACGUGCUGCUGGCGUGCUGGGGCCUGGGCACGUGGCUCGGCGUCAACGGGCUGUACGUGCAGCUGCCGCUGCUCGUGGAGCGGCUGCCCGAGGGCUGGACGCUGCCGGCCUCCAUGGCGCUGGCGGUGCAGCUCGCCAACGUGGGCCUAGUGCUGUACGCCGUUCUGCGCCGAUUGUCUCCGCGCACCCCCGACGCCACCUACAUCUACGCGCUGCUGGCCAUCGGCACCCUCGCCCUCACGCUCAACUCGUUCCUGUACACCGCCACGGCGCCGGUGGGCGGCACCGAGCGCUCGGUGGCCUUCCUCGCGUUGACGUUCUUCGCGGCGUUGGUGGGCUGCACCAGUUCCGUGCUGUUCUAUCCGUACCUAAGACACUUCCGCGAGGUGUACCUGGCGACGUACCUGGUGGGCGAGGGCCUGAGCGGCUUCAUCCCGAGCAUCCUGGCGCUGGUGCAGGGUGUGGGCGGGGAGCCGCAUUGCGUGCCGUCGGCGGACAACUCGACGCUGGUGGCGCUGUACCCGCCGGCGCGCUUCGACACCACGGUGUUCCUGCUGCUGCUGGGCUCGCUGGCGGCGCUGAGCCUCGUGAGCUUCACGUCGGUGCACAACCUGAGGGCGUUUGAUUCGGAGCGCGUGACGCAGGCCGCCCUGGCGAAGGACGACGAGGCGUCGGCGCCCGAGGAGAGCCUGGCGCGGCCCGCGUGGCUGCUCGUGAUGGCGCUCAUGGUGUGCCUGAACGCGCUCUCGAACGGCGUGAUGCCGUCGGUGCAGUCGUACUCGUGCAUGCCGUACGGGGUGCGCGCGUACCACCUGGCGGUGGCGCUGGGCGCGAUGGCCAACCCGGCCGCCUGCCUGGCCGGCGUGUGGCUGCGGCCGGCCGCGCCGCGCCUGCUGGCCGCGCUGCUGGCCGCCGCCGCGGCGCCCCUCGCCUACAUCCUCGCCACGGCGCUGCUCAGCCCGGCGCCGCCGCUGCAGCACCGGCCCAUAGGCGAGGCCCUGGUCGUGGCGGCGUGGGUGGCGUGCAGCGCGUGCGUGUCGUACGCGCGCAUGUGGGUGUACGGGUGGGCGCGGCGCGGGGGCGCGCGCGGCAUGCGGCUCUGCGGCGCGGCCACGCAGGCCGGCUCGGCGCUGGGCUCGCUCCUCCUCUACCUGCUCGUCAACCACACGCGACUCUUCACGCAGCCAGACGCCUGCCCCGCUCUCCGCGCCUCUCCCGUGCCGCAACUG
This is a messenger RNA of Iphiclides podalirius (scarce swallowtail), 1476 nucleotides long. NCBI's taxonomy places the organism in Eukaryota, Metazoa, Arthropoda, Insecta, Lepidoptera, Papilionidae. The record is from the annotation of a GenBank genome assembly.